This is a messenger RNA of Hibiscus syriacus, 476 nucleotides long. Its product is annotated as GTP-binding protein YPTM2-like. NCBI's taxonomy places the organism in Eukaryota, Viridiplantae, Streptophyta, Magnoliopsida, Malvales, Malvaceae. The record is from RefSeq and is a predicted model, not a curated record. The coding region runs from base 1 to 327 and encodes 108 amino acids. The transcript is spliced from 3 exons. Gene Ontology annotation, molecular function: GTPase activity; GTP binding.
AUGGUUGGAAACAAGUGUGAUCUUACAGCAAAUAAAGUUGUGUCAUACGAAGCAGGCAAGGCACUUGCAGAUGAAGUUGGCAUACCUUUUAUGGAAACUAGUGCAAAGAUGCCACUAAUGUGGAACAGACUUUAUGGCCAUGGUGCUUCCAUCAAAGACAGAAUGGCUAGCCAACCAGCCAUGAACAAUGCAAGGCCUCCAACGGUACAGAUCCGAGGACAGCAGUUGAACAGAAGAGUGGCUGCUGCUCAUAAAAUGUCGAAUGCUGGGUUAGUUGGAGGGUCUAUUUCUUCAGUAUGGUACUGCCGGUGGUGGCACGGUGUGUAAGAUUCAAGUGUUUCUUAACUCGUCAGUUGCAGAACCUUAUUUCAUGUUUGGACAAAACCUUAGAGGAUAUUAUCAUUUAUUUCUCAUGUCUACACACUUGUUAAUGUGAAGGGUUUGUAGAAUGUAUGAUUGUUUGUUUGUUGAUUAAA